UACAGUGUGGAUUGUGGACCUACAGAGAAAAAGUUUGCACGGGAUAUUCUAGCGCACAGGAGGAAAAGUUGUUGGGAAGAUGGCAAACAAACUACAGCAGCCUCCACACCUUCAUCUGGCGGAAUUGAGCGCCACCCAGUUCAUCGACAUCUGGAACCAUUUCGAUACCGACGGCAAUGGCUAUAUCGAGGGCAAGGAACUGGAGAACUUCUUCAGGGAGUUGGAGAUUUCACGGAAAGGGGCCGGAGUGGACCCAUCAAACUCCAAUUUCAAAGAGAAGAUGAAGGAGUUCAUGCAAAAGUUUGACAAGAAUGCAGAUGGGAGAAUUGAGAUGUCUGAGCUAGCUCAGAUUUUGCCCACAGAGGAAAACUUCCUGCUUUGCUUCAGAGAGUUUGUGGGAUCCAGUUCUGAAUUCAUGGCAGCAUGGCGACGAUACGAUACAGAUCGCAGUGGGUACAUUGAAGCUAAUGAACUGAAGGGAUUCCUCUCAGACCUGCUGAAGAAAGCCAACAGACACUAUGAUGACCAGAAGCUUCACGAGUACACACAGACAAUACUCAAGAUGUUUGAUCUAAACGGAGAUGGGAAGCUGGGCCUGUCUGAAAUGGCGAGGCUUCUCCCAGUUCAGGAAAAUUUCUUACUGAAAUUCCAGGAUAUCAAGCUGACCUCUGAGCAGUUCAGUGCUAUCUUCACAUUCUACGACAAGGAUGGAAACGGCUACAUUGAUGAGCAGGAGCUCGAUGCUCUGUUGCGUGACCUCUAUGAAAAAAACAAAAAGGAGGUGGACACCAAAAACCUGACUGGCUACAAGAAGAGCAUCAUGGCCCUGUCGGACGGGGGCAAGCUGUACCGCUCCGAGCUGGAGAUUGUGCUCUGCAGGGAGCCCAUGCUGUGAACCCUGACAACCAUUGCUGUCUGUUUUUUGACCUUCAUGACCCUAUCUGCCCAUCCCCAGAUCACACCCACCUCCAGCUGCCUGACGACUGUAACCAGGUGCAUGUGCCGGGCAUUACCUUUAUGAGUUUUGAAUGAAUGUGCACUGAGAAGCACAAACCAGCUCUCCCUCAUGACCCCUGUUGACACUCUUCCCUACAGACUGACGUUGCCUUCGGCUCAAUCCCUAAACUCUACAUUUAACAAAAUGAAUAAAGAUAAUAAAAGGUACUUCUGCUAAUUAUGAUUGCAAUGUGAACAGGAGCGGAAUGAAAAUGAAUAUAAGAUGAUUUAUUCUCAAUGCUUGGUUUGACUUUCCUCUUCUCUUUUUCUCCCAAAUCAACCUUUUUUAAUGGGGCUUGCGACAGCAAACGUCCCACUCUAAAUCUUUGUCAUACUUCUGACUUUUUAUUAAUGGGACUUGCAUAAUGGGACUUGCGACAGCAAUAAUUAUUUCUAACUUCUAGUUAUUUUUAGAACGCUACACCUCUUACACAGUUUAAGCUAGAAACUUUAAAACGCUUAGACAGGCCUGGAAUAGUGUGCUAUUAUACAACUUUUUGAUAACAUUUAUACUUGUUUAAACUAUUAAGCUUUUUGUUUUUCUUAUCCUCCUCCAUCAACUUUCAAGGGAUUUCCUCAACAUUCUAAAUGGGCCCAUUGUAACAUAAUGACACCAGUAGUCUAUAGGUCAUUAUCAAUAAAACGUCACAAUACGGCGCAGAGCAUUCGAUUUGGCUGCUGGGGGCCAGGGAGCCCUCAACUCCGCUAAAACCAUUGACAACUGCGUGUCGUUUUCAAGGGGUAAAUGCUAUAAGUAUUUGGUUUUAAUAUAAUAUCCUCUUGAAGAGCAUAGUCAGAACUACACAUUUCCGAUUAUCCCACGUUAAGCUGUAUCAUCAGAGUUAUAUAGAAAGUAACUGCAUGUUUUUCAUGAUCAGUAAACAUCAAUCGAUCAUGUAUGUUCAGAUACAUGAGGGUAGCCUAUCCAUUUGGCAAGUCGCUAGCUGGCUAGCUAGCUAAGAAAACAACGUGUCAUUUAGCCUUGCUUCAUCAGAAAUUAGGCUUUUGGAACGAGCUUUAGAUCGGUAAAUCCUCGUCGUGGUAAAGUUGUCAGUUGGACUACUGUCAUCACCCCUAUAGAUGGCAAGAAAAUCAAACAAUAUUUGGAUAUAGCCAUCUCGUUUAUCCCCUGAAAGUUAGCUCGUUAACUAGCCAUAUUGACGUGAUGUGUUAUUAGCUAGCUAACCAAUUUGACGUUGUCCACCAGUCAAUGUAGCCUAUCAUGUCUGUCAGCAGCAAUCGUGAUUUAACAUUCUUAAAAACAAUGUUGAAAAGGGAAUAGCGUUAGCUAACUUCGCUAGGUAGGACUAUGUUGGUUGGAGAAAAAAACUUCAUUAGGUCCACUUACACACUAUCUUUAGACAACUGUACAACAUUUAUAUCAGUACGAUAGCUUGCAAAUUAAACAUCAGCUAACACUGAUCAUGAAAAGGAUGCAGUUACUUGCUGUAUAACUCUGAUGAUAGAGAUGUGCGUAAUUGUUUUGCAUGGAAUCAUCGGAAAUGAGUAGUUCUGACUAUGCUCUUCAAGAGGUGAUGACAUUACAGCCAAAUAGUUAACAUUUAUUUAACAAUUCCGGAACCGGGGUCUCCUUGCCCCCCCCAGCAGGAAAAUUGAACGCUCUGCACCUUAUUGUGACGUUUUAUUGAUAUUCGGCGUAAACAAUGUCGCUUUUGACACAAUCAGCUACUCAGGCCACUUUCCCAACACAUUUAAAAAAAAACAUAGCACAUGAAAUAUCUAAGUCUGCUUUUCUGAUAUUCAAAACUGAAAUUAGAACAUAAUUAUAUUCUACCAAUCAAACGUACAUGUGUUUCGGUAACCAAGGUUCCAACAAAUUAGACAAAAACGCAGAGUAUAUGAAAACUUCCUCUAAUUCUCUGUUUUUCAAAUCUGAAAUCAGAAAAGGAAUAGCUUCUACCAAUCAUGAGGUAAAGCUGUUUAAGUAAUUGUAUCAACUGCUUUCAUUAAGGAAAAUUCCACUCAAAAACGACUGUAUAUUUUUGUAUCUGUUUAUUUAGUCCACUGUUGAUACAGUUCCAAAGUGUUUUGCAUAUCAGCAAUCAAGUUUUCAAGAUAUAGAACUUUUAAAAUGCAUAAAGUGUCAUGUGUUUUAUAUCAUACUGUGACACUUUCUGUAUUUUGAAAGUUUUAUAUCUUGAAAACUUGAUUGCUGACAUGCAAAACAAAUUAGACUAUCAACAGUGGACUAAUGAAACAAAUAACAAAAUAUAUUUUUGAGUUGCAUUUUCCUUUCAUCUAACUUCCCACUGUCAUGUAACUUUGUUAUUGAAAGCUCCCUGGUUACCACAGCAACAUAUGAUCUCACUGAGCAUUAAUACCCCUGCUUACUUAGUCUGUUUGAAGUGCCAAAAUUAUACUUUUCUACAGGUAAGAAGUAAUAAACACAUUAAAACCAGUACGCACACACACCUUCCAUUGUCAUAGUUUAAAGGCACUGAACCGAUCAUCGUCUGUGGCAACUUCAACAAGGAUCUGCUAUCCAGGUCAAGCAAGUCCAUCUUGACAUUGUUUCAUGAUAGAGGGUACGCACGGUUGAUACAAGCUGCUACCAGAGAAAAGAAUACCAGGCUGAAUCCAGUGUUAAUUUCUCAUCCACAACAUUGCCUCCAUUCAGGUGUGCUGCAGACGUACUACAGCUAUCACAACCAUGUGUACUGCAUUUUCACUUCAGACAUCUCUCAGGUAUGAAUCUUGACCAAAACAUUGGUAUCACAUUUCACUGCUUUAUUAGUUCUUCCUUCAUGUUGGUGUAAAAAAGCAAAAGUCAAAAUACGUUGUGAAAGCAAAAUACAUUUUUAACUGUCGACAUGCUCAUGGUAAAAAUAAAACUAAACUACAAUUGCAUUUCAAAUAAUGAUUAUCAGAUGUAUGCUAUGCUCAGUUAACUUGUGUCCCCCCAUGGGAGCAGAGGGGCUCUGAAGGAAGGGGUUCCCCCUUUCUGGCCGGUGGGUCCCUCUUCCCAUUUAUCCUCCUCCAGCCCAGAGAGGAUUUAAUGAACAUCCUGCUGUCGUCCAAAUAUGUUGUGAAAAAAAUACAGUUAUGUUUUAUUUAAAACUUCAAGAAUGCCUCAUUAUCUUCUGUAAUCUGUUAUUACAGUUGUCAUAUACUGUGAUAUUCAAGUAGGAGAGUGUAUAAAAGUUUAGUCUGGAUGUAGUUAUUUCUGAUGAAAUGUGUGAUCUAACUGCCCCACAAUCCAAGGUAAUAAGGUUGAUAAAGUAGUAUAUCAAAGUAAGCAGAACAAUUAUUUUACUACAUUUAGCUUUGACUAUAUUUAACUGAUUAGCUUAAUUAAAAUGUUUUAAACUUCUUCCACUACCACAAAAAUACUUUUAAAGAGUUAAAGCAAGUCCCACAAGUUUUCUUCAUGGAUAAUUACCAUCUAGUUCAUCUAUGCAUAUAUCUGGCAUUUCAUCCUUAUAUUAUUAACCUGUUACAUUUAGAUUUUUUAUGUUGCGUUUUCUGGCUGAUACUGUUAUAAUGAGGAUGUGAUAGAAAUCAUUAAAAAAUAUAUAUUACGAUUAA
Molecule: messenger RNA, 4542 nt
Organism: Oncorhynchus masou masou (cherry salmon)
Lineage: Eukaryota; Metazoa; Chordata; Actinopteri; Salmoniformes; Salmonidae
Product: calretinin-like
Exons: 11
Coding region: 80-895 (271 amino acids)
Biological process (GO): regulation of presynaptic cytosolic calcium ion concentration; regulation of long-term synaptic potentiation
Cellular component (GO): cytosol; dendrite; nucleus
Molecular function (GO): calcium ion binding
Source: RefSeq, a predicted model, not a curated record